AUGCUGAGCAUCUGCUCCCACCUCGCGCAUGUCUCCGUGAAGCCCCUGGGGGACGAAGCCCAUGUGUGCGAGCGCUCGGGGCGCACCCUGAGCGGCAGCACCCUACAGAAAGCCCAACGUGUCCCGUACACGAGUGGGCCGGCUCCGACUGCGUACCUCACAGAUGUGGACAAGCAAAUGAAAAGCUUUUUCCUGUGUGGGCUUUGCCCUGACAGUGAUUCACCAGCCAAAACGCCGCUCUUAAAAAGAACAAGGUGUCUGAGUUAUGCCUUCCUGCUCCUCUUCCAGGGUGGUCCGGUGGAAAUCCUGCCUUUCCUCUACCUUGGCAGUGCCUACCACGCUUCCAAGUGCGAGUUUCUCGCCAACCUGCACAUCACAGCCCUGCUCAACGUCUCCAGGAAAAGUUCGGAGUCCUUUCAAGACCAGUAUUGCUACAAGUGGAUCCCGGUGGAGGACAGCCACACGGCAGACAUCAGCUCGCACUUCCAGGAGGCCAUUGAUUUCAUCGAUUAUGUCAGGCGAGCAGGGGGCAAGAUCCUGGUACACUGUGAAGCUGGGAUUUCACGCUCUCCCACCAUCUGCAUGGCAUAUCUCAUGAAAACAAAGAAGCUCCGCCUGGAGGAGGCCUUCGAUUACAUCAAGCAGCGUAGGAGUCUGAUCUCGCCAAACUUUGGUUUCAUGGGCCAGUUACUACAAUAUGAGUCAGAGAUCUUGUCUUCCACUCCCAGCCCCCCUGUUGCCUCGUGCAAAAGAGAAGCUGUGUCUUUUUUUGCAGAAGAACUGACGUUGGGCAAAAAUUUUGAAGGCUCGUGUUUUGCCUUUCCUACCUCAGUCUUGAGUUCUGUGCCCAUCCACUCUCCCGUCCAUCAGCUGAAAUUUGGAGCAAACAGCCAGGGUGGGAGGGAGCUCCUUUCCCAGGAUACUGUUGCACAGCCAGGUGAAAAUCCCCUCUCUCCUGCUCUGUCCUCUGAAGUGUCAGGUAUUGCCCACAACGAUGAAAAUCUGAAGCAGGCACAGCCCCCACUUCCUCCGCUGUGCGCCCGCGGCAGGACGCUGCAGCCUGAGCCGGGUGACUCGAGCGGCUGUGGGCACCACCAGGCACCUGCGAGCAUCAAGCGAGGGGGCCGGGGCAUGCAGGGCACCCCAUGCUGUGCUCCCUGUGGGCACUUUCCUCCUCCUGCCUUAGUGCAGAAAUUCAUGUGA
Struthio camelus australis is the source of this 1203-nucleotide messenger RNA. Lineage: Eukaryota; Metazoa; Chordata; Aves; Struthioniformes; Struthionidae. The record is from RefSeq and is a predicted model, not a curated record.